This is a messenger RNA of Neodiprion virginianus, 3649 nucleotides long. RefSeq names its product putative tyrosine-protein kinase Wsck (gene Wsck). The coding region runs from base 441 to 2588 and encodes 715 amino acids. Gene Ontology annotation, biological process: multicellular organism development; cell surface receptor protein tyrosine kinase signaling pathway; protein phosphorylation. The transcript is spliced from 4 exons. The record is from RefSeq and is a predicted model, not a curated record. Gene Ontology annotation, cellular component: signaling receptor complex. Gene Ontology annotation, molecular function: ATP binding; protein binding; transmembrane receptor protein tyrosine kinase activity. Lineage: Eukaryota; Metazoa; Arthropoda; Insecta; Hymenoptera; Diprionidae.
GCAUUGAAGAUAGUGCAUCGCACUACACAGCCGAUAGCCGUUCGAAUUCAACUCAACACGACACGUCUGUGAAAGGCAGGGAUUGGCCAGAUCUGAGUUUGGGGUCUGCGCAGUGAUGAGGUGCAUAAAUCGAUCCUAAGACUCGUAAACCGAACAGGUAAUCGCGCAGUCGCUGCAAAUGGCUGACGCACGAAUAACAACAACAGGAGGGAGCUGCCACCGCGCCCAUAGUCACAGUGUCUGAAUCUUGUCAUAGCCAGAAAAUAAGUGUUGUUAGUUUUGUCAGUGGUCGUAGACAAAAAUCGACGCCCGGUUCUCCGCGUUGUCUUUGAAAACAAUCAGGACUGGUUCGUCCGAGUAAUAUGAAUGAAAAAUAGACGAUCAACUGAACAAACUCAACUGUGAAAAUACCUGCAUAAUCAGUCACGCGGAAUGAGACAAUGAUUCUUCUUUGGAUACUGACUUCAGUGCUCGGUGGCAUCACUUUUGCCCAGGAGGCUUACGAAUAUAAGGGAUGCUACCGAAACUUGGAAGCUGAUGUGGACUUUCCAGUACUGGCAGUCAAUCAUCCGAGCUCGCCAUCCGAAUGUAUCCGGGAAUGCGGUUCCCGAUAUUACAUGUUUGCAGGUCUGAUGAACGACCAGCAAUGCUACUGCGGCAGCGAAUACGGAAGAAGCGGUCCUUCCUUAGGGUGCACAAUCUAUUGCGUAGCUGAGCCCACCGCGCUGUGCGGUUCCCUUGACUCCGUAAGCGUUUACAGCACUGGGCUAAAAGGUCCAAGUCCACCAAGGCACAUUCAACUGAUCCGCAGCGAGCCUGGAGCGCUUCAGAUAACCUGGGAGCCACCGAACGUCCCGAACGGUAAACUGAUAGCCUACAACCUUCGGGCGGUCUCUCUGACGUCGCAUGCCUCUGGUUUCCUGCCUACGAUUGAAAUUCAAGUGCAAGGCGGUUCGUCGAACACGACGACAAUGCGGGGUCUGCAGCCUGGCACGAAUUACAACGUCUCAAUAGUCGCGGUGAACACUCACGGUAGCGGAUCGGCAGCUUAUUCCACAAAUUGGACGUUGAUCGGUCAACCAGACAAGCCGGACCCCCCGAAGAUCGUGAACAAAACGGACACCACGGUGACCGUUGUGCUGGCCAAGGGCUCGAGCGAAUCGGGCCCGGUAAGUCGGUACCAAGUGGUCGUCGUCAGGGCAGGAACGAUCCCACCGACGGACAGUGAUCGGACUUAUCCAGGCUACGAACAGUCCAGGGAGGAAGGCUUGGGCUACUACGUGACCGGAGAGUUCGAGGCCGGUGACUACGAGCGGUACAAGACCUUCACGAUUGGGGACGGCAGAAGAAACGGUCGCUUCUACAACGCGCCGUUGGACACACGGUCGUCGAUGCCGCACAUUGGGCUGAUCGUGACGUCCGAGAUUAGGGAUGAGAAGAAGUACAGCUACUCGGAGUUAACUAAUACUGUUUCGGCGGGCCUGGAAGCCCCCAAACCCAGAGGUGCCAGCGCGACCGUGGUCGUCCUCUACGUGGCCAUCGUUCUCCUCGGGGUCUUGCUCCUCGCAUCCGUCCUGACUUACGUCGUUUUGCGGCGGCGGCACGCCAGGAGCCGGGCCAAGCAGUCGUCCGAACAGCAGGAGCUCACGCUUCAGGGACCUGUUUGCGAGGUGGAUAAUAUGGCGUACGUGCCCGAGGACGUUCCCGAGCGGAAGAACCACUACCAGGACUUGAAGAGCAAGGUGUGGAGCAUCCCGAAGAACUUUCUGGUCAUCGACGCAGCAGUUGUUCGCCGCGGAAGAUUUGGGACCGUUCACAUGGGGACGGUGCAGAUAAACGGGGUCCCGAAGACCGCCACCGUUCACACCAUAUCCGACGGCCUCCUCAGGGCCUCGGAGAAAAAGGCGAUGCUGAGGGAGCUUGACGUCUGCAUAAGAGUUGGAAGCCACAUCAAUUUGGCAGGACUUAUCGGCACCUGUGAGACUCCUGAGUCGCUCUACGUCGUCAUUGAGAUGCCGCCGCAGACCCUGAAGAAUCGAUUGCUCGCCGCGAGGUCCGGCGAUCCUCUACCUCCCAAUCAGAUACUCUCCGUUGGUGUGUCCGUCGCCUCAGCGCUGCUUCACCUACAGAAUCACAAGAUCGUUCACACCUGUCUCUGCGCCAGAAGCGUCGGUCUCGAAAGCGACGGCACUCCCAAGCUGAUGGGACACGGGAUAGCGAAGUAUGCUCUUGAGGACAUCAAAUACAUCCGCUGGAAGGCUCUCGAGCUCCUGAACAACGAGAAGUGGCACCAGGAGGGCGUCGUCUGGGCCUUCGGGGUCCUCUUGUGGGAGAUAUUUAGCAUGGGGGGGACGCCUUACGCGGAUUUAGUCGGCGAUGACGAGGUCGAGGACGCCGUCAGACGACACGUUAGACUACCUCAGCUCAGGGAUAUGCCGGAUCCGUUUUACGAAGUGAUGCUGUCCUGCUGGAGCAUCAAUCGGGACGAAAGACCGACGCUCGACGAACUUGUCAGAAUCGACACCUUGAGCGUCUGCCCGAUCACAUCUGUUACGGAACCUUAUAUCCCGGAAUUGGAGCUGAAUUAGCAUUCGGUCGAUCAGUUCUUUGCUUCGCAUAGAUCUGUAUGAACCAUCUUUUAUCACAUUCCACGGCAAUUGACCUUGAAAAAUUACUAUGCGUGGAACAUUUUUGUCAAAUGGCUAUUAUCUGUCGAUAGCUGAAAGAAAAAAGUGAAGGAGUAUUUAUUGAAUCGUUUGUUCCAGUCAAGAACGUCUUGAAUCCUCAUCAGUGAUAGCAUUUGUACUUUUUUGCAUUCAGUAACGCGAGCAAAAUUUGCCUCUAGAAUAGUUUAACGGAAAAGCGUGUUUUGGCCUACGUUUUAUACCGUAAGUAUAUUAAUAACUGAAUCUAUACAAGGUAGCUUAAUUUGAGCUUUUAGUCUCAUCGGUUUGCGAAAACCAUUUGAUUAUUUUGAUUUGUUGAAAGGGUAGAGAAUUUUCUUUUUUUAUUUCUUUUGCAACCAAAAGAUCUGAUUACGCGAUGUCGUAUAUUGAUAUUCGAAAAUGAUACACUGUACUUCACGAUUCCGUCCAAAUAAUACUGAUUGCAAAGCAAUCAGUAUAAAUAUAAUAAGUUGUAAGGUAACUGAUAAAUUAGAUAUUUACUAUUGAAUCGAGUGAAGUCUUAAUAAUCCGUACAUUUUAUUCGAUUUUUUCAGUAUUAUUAUAAUUAUUAUCAAUAUGAUUAUUUUGUGACUUUUAUACAAUCUUUUUCGUAGCCAAAUACUCAUUUUACUAGCAGACAUAAUAUGUAAUGAGAGAAAUCGCGAUAUUGUACGCCUUAUACAUAGAAAAUAUUCGUUUUCACUACUAUACAAAACAUAUUAUACAUAAUUCAAAAUCGUAGACUUUUCCAACGCCACUAUACAAAUUGUAUAAUAGUUAUCGAUAAUAUUUAAUUUUUGAAUAUAUAUAUACGUAUACAUACAUAUAAAAUUAAACAUAUUGUAUAUUGAUGACAGUUUAUUGAGAUGAAAAUUUGUAUAAUCUUUUAGAUUCACUUGUUACCAGCAAUUUUCAUACGAAAAAAAAGUGUAAAUCAAUUGUUCAAACUCAUUCAUAGUUGCACAAUAAAAUGCACAACAGAA